Microcebus murinus (gray mouse lemur) is the source of this 1319-nucleotide messenger RNA. Lineage: Eukaryota; Metazoa; Chordata; Mammalia; Primates; Cheirogaleidae. The record is from RefSeq and is a predicted model, not a curated record.
GGGACCUCCCCUUUAACGGCGGCGGUUCGGCGCUCCGCUGCCCCCGCGGCGGCUGCUGCUGCUGCUCCUGCGGCUCCUGCUGCCGCUGCCGCUCGGCCCCGGGCAGCUGCAUCCUCGGGCCGGGCCGGUCCCCGCCCCGCGCUGCGGCGGCCCGCCAUGGUGUCCUGGAUCAUCUCCCGCCUGGUGGUGGGCUGAUGCGGAGCUGGGAGGGAGAGGCCACUGCCCGUGGCGGGUGGGCCCAGUAACCCUGCCUGCCCCCUUAGGCUCAUCUUCGGCACCCUGUACCCAGCCUACUCUUCCUACAAGGCCGUGAAGACAAAAAACGUGAAGGAAUAUGUGAAAUGGAUGAUGUACUGGAUCGUCUUUGCCUUCUUCACCACGGCCGAGACGCUCACGGACAUAGUGCUCUCCUGGUUCCCCUUCUACUUUGAGCUCAAGAUCGCCUUCGUAAUCUGGCUGCUGUCCCCUUACACCAAGGGCUCCAGCGUGCUCUACCGCAAGUUCGUGCACCCAACGCUGUCCAACAAGGAGAAGGAGAUAGACGAGUACAUCACGCAGGCCCGGGACAAGAGCUACGAGACCAUGAUGCGAGUGGGCAAGAGGGGCCUCAACCUGGCCGCCAAUGCCGCAGUCACAGCUGCAGCCAAGGGCCAGGGGGUGCUGUCAGAGAAGCUCCGGAGCUUCAGCAUGCAGGACCUGACCCUGAUCCGGGAUGAGGACGCGCUGCCCCUCCAGGGUCCUGACAGCCGCCUCCGACCCAGCCCCGGCGGCCUUCUGGACACCAUCGAGGACUUGGAUGACCCUGCGCUGAGUUUAAGAUCUAGCACGAGCCAGGCAGAAGCCCGGACAGAGGCCUCUGAGGAUGACAUGGGAGACAAGGCUCCCAAGCGGGCCAAAUCCAUCAAAAAAAUGCCCAAAGCUGAGCCACUGACUUCCAAAACACUGAAGACCCGGCCCAAGAAAAAGACGCCUGUCGGGGGCGACUCAGCCUGAGGUCCUGCAGCCAAUGGCUGCAGAGCAAGGAGGACGCCUCAGGGAGGGCUCGGCCCCAGCCCCCGCUCCACACUGUGCCACUAGCCCAGGGGUCUCGGGCCCCUGCGGCCCCCUCAGCCAUCUCCGGUGCCUGCCCAGUGGCCGCUUCUGUGGAAGGGGCUUGGAAAAGAGGAGGGGGGCCCAGCUAUGGGGGUUGAGGGUAGAGGCUGGACCGGGGCUGGACACUGAGCUGCCUGAGGAGGUGGGGGCUGCUCAGCCUGCACCGCUGCUCUCCCUGCUCCAGCCCUGCCCCGCCCGCCCAGUGCCUUGCUGAAGACCAUGGCCAC